AUGAAAGAUCCUCCAAACGCUUCCUCGCCAGAGAACACUUCUGUACUCCGUCCAGACUUUCACUGGGGCUUUGCAACAGCCGCUGCUCAAGUCGAAGGAGCAUGGGAUGCCGACGGCAAAGGUCCCUCCAUCUGGGACAAGUUCUCACGCAUUCCAGGCAAGAUCAUCGACGGAAGGACUACUGCCGAUGGAACUCGCGCAUAUGAUCUAUACAAGGACGAUGUCCAGCUGCUGAAGAAGUUGGGUGUCAACUCAUAUCGCUUCAGUCUCGCUUGGAGCCGUAUCAUUCCUCUGGGAGGUAAGGACGACCCGGUAAACGAAGCUGGCCUCAAAUUCUACAGCAAUCUUGUCGAUGAGCUGCUAGCCAAUAACAUCACUCCUUUCGUCACUUUGUAUCACUGGGAUGCUCCUCAGGCUCUCGAAAAUCGCUAUGGUGGAAUGCUCAAUCAAGCUCAUUACACCGCGGACUUUGAGCGCUACGCACGAGUCUGCUUUGCUGCUUUGGGAGAUCGAGUGAAGCAUUGGAUUACGUAUAAUGAGCCGGGCAUAGUCACGACUCUUGCCUAUGCCGAAGGCGUCCACGCUCCUGGUCGUUCCUCUCUACCCGGCCGCAACGACCCUGGAGACAGCAGUACAGAGCCUUUCAUCGUUGGCCAUACCCAGCUAGUCAGUCACGCCCACGCUGUGAAAAUCUACCGCGAAGAGUUCAAACCAUCCCAAAAAGGUGUCAUCGGCAUCACUCUGCAUGGAAACUACAGCGCACCCUGGGACGAGAACGACCCCAAGGACGUCGAAGCCACUCAGCGAGCCCUCGAGUUCGAAAUCGGCUGGUUUGCAGACCCCGUAUAUGGAUCCGGCGACUACCCAGCCAGCAUGCGAGAGCAACUCGGCUCCCGUCUCCCACAAUUCACACCCGCUGAAAGAGCACUGGUGCAAGGAUCCUCCGACUUCUACGGCAUGAACAGCUACACAACAUUCUUCGUACGCCACCGUGACGAGCCUGCAGACAUCAACGACUACAAAGGCAACGUAACUGUCCACGACACCAACAAAGCCGGCCUCUCCCGUGGCCUAGAGACUCCAACCUCAUGGCUACGCUCCAACCCCGCCGGUUUUCACGCGCUUCUGCACUGGAUCUGGUCACGCUACCACACUCCCAUCUACAUUACCGAAAACGGCACCACCGCAAAGGGCGACAGUGAUUGGGAUCCUUCCUCUGGCUCUCCACUCGAUGACGCUUUCCGCCAAAACUUCUUCGAAGGGUAUAUUGGUGCUGUGGCUGCUGCGGUCAAGCAAGGUGUGGAUAUCAGAAGUUACUUUGCGUGGACGUUUACGGAUAAUUGGGAGUGGGCUGCUGGCUUUACGGACAGGUUUGGUGGGAGCUGGGUUGAUUUUGAGAGUGCUGAACGGAAGAGGUAUCCUAAGAAAUCGGCUUUUGAAUUGGGGAGGAUCUUUGGGCAUCUGAUUGGGGAGAAGAAGGAUGCUGAAGAAAGCAGAAACAAGCGCGACGAGAUGCGAGCGGGAGUAAAGUGUCUUUUGCAAUGA
This is a messenger RNA of Aureobasidium namibiae CBS 147.97, 1545 nucleotides long. RefSeq names its product glycoside hydrolase. Gene Ontology annotation, molecular function: beta-glucosidase activity. The coding region runs from base 1 to 1545 and encodes 514 amino acids. NCBI's taxonomy places the organism in Eukaryota, Fungi, Ascomycota, Dothideomycetes, Dothideales, Saccotheciaceae. Gene Ontology annotation, biological process: carbohydrate metabolic process. The record is from RefSeq and is a predicted model, not a curated record. The transcript has a single exon.